This is a messenger RNA of Herpailurus yagouaroundi (jaguarundi), 4472 nucleotides long. It is a transcript of the gene CAGE1, whose product is annotated as cancer antigen 1. The record is from RefSeq and is a predicted model, not a curated record. The transcript has 15 exons. The coding region runs from base 179 to 2953 and encodes 924 amino acids. NCBI's taxonomy places the organism in Eukaryota, Metazoa, Chordata, Mammalia, Carnivora, Felidae.
CCGAGACUGGCUAGGGCGGUGGGCGGGCGUCACACAGGGCCGUUCCAGCGCGCCCGUGUGCCAACUGCGAGUUUUUCAAAGCCUUCAGUGGAUGAGGUCGUAAAGCGUUUUUCUUUCUCCCGCGAAACCCUGUGCGGAAGGUGGAAGCGCUAAAUCCUUACAGCGGAUCCAAGAAGCUAUGGACCCUGAAAAAGACUUUCAUCAUUCACCAGUUAGGAACAAGGAUUAUCAAAAAGUUUGCUCAUCACCUUCAGAUCCUGUGCAUUUUGAAGUGGAUGCUUCUCAUGAAAAAUUAGAAAGCAACUUGGAAGCGGAUGCCAGGAAUGUCAGCAGUCUUUGUCAAGACUUAACUCGCUCAGAUUCUCCCUUCUAUAUGGACACCAGCAGUACCAAUUCAGACUUGCCUCAGAAUGAAAUAAAGAAUGUAAAAAGGGAAGAUGAGUCUAAACUCACACUUGCUGAAGAAAUUUAUAGCACACUAGAUGACCGGUUAGGUGAUUUCAACAUUGGAAAUGACUCACAGAAUGUACUACCUCAACUAGUUGACCCCAGCAUUUCUUCCUUCAGACAAUUUGAACCCAUUUGCAAAUUUCAUCACACAGAAGCAUUUAGUAAUGAAAUGAUAACAUUUCAAAAUCUGAAAGAAGGCUUACCUUAUACAAUACAACCCGAAAUGCAAAUUCAUGUGUAUUAUUGUGCAAAAGACACUAAUAUAAAGGAAGAUUCAUUUAAGGAAGAAAAUUCACUGGGAACUAGCACUUCUACAAAUGAAGAGCAAUUUGCUCAUAAAUGUGUCAUACAACCUUCUAGAAGUCCACCUGUAGUCCACGGCAGUGGAGAGACAGUGAAAUUCAUGGAAAUGUCACUGGCUAAAAGUGCUGCCACGGAAUCUGCCCUCGAACCUAGUCAACCUCAGAGCUUCUGGUAUGAGGAAAAUGUACCCAGUGAUGUUGACAAACCGUUUUACAAAGAGAACGGCUUUAACCAGCUUGAUCUGAAAGCUAAUUAUGCAACAGAGAAGAUUUCAGUGUCUUCGAAAGGAAUCCAGAGUUUCGGGGAUAUUCCUGAGAUGUCAGUCAGUCACCAAAAGGAAGUCACAGUGGAGGACAUGGACAGACCAGGGACUGUCUCAUAUUGGUGUCCUGCAGUCAUUUCUUGGAGUAGUGGAGCAUCUCAGGAGGACAGCAAGGCACCUGACAUGGAGCAGAGUUUGGAGAGCUUACAACCUCUGGAAGAGGACAUGGCUUUAAAUGAAGUCUUACGGAAAUUAAAACAUACUAACAAAAGGCAGCAAACUCUGAUCCAAGACCUGCAGUGUAGUAACAAGUAUUUAGAGAAGAAGGUCGAAGAGCUCCAGAGGCAGACUACCAAGCAGCAGGUGUUCGUUGACAUAAAUAAGCUAAAGGAAAAGAUGGAAGAACUAAUUGAAGACAAAUACAGAGUGAUCCUAGAGAAGAAUGAUACCGAGAAGACACUGCAGAACUUGCACGAGGUUUUGACUAACACCCAAAAACAUCUCCAGGAAUCUAGGAAUGAAAAGGAAACCUUACAGCUCGAGCUUAAGAAGGUCAAGGACAAUUAUGUUCACCUACAGGAAAGGCACAUGACUGAAAUGCAACAGAAAGAUAAAACUGUAAGUCAGUGCAUGGAGAUGAACAGAACCUUAAGUAAGAAAGAAGAAGAGGUAGAGAGGCUGAAGCAGCUCAAAGGAGAAUUGGAAAAGGCCACCACUUCUGCUUUGGACUUGUUGAAAAGGGAAAAGAAGACCCGAGAGCACGAGUUCCUGUCUUUACGGGAGGAAUUUCAGAAACAUGAAGAGAAGAACCUGGAAGAACGACAGAAACUGAAAUCAAGACUGGAGAAACUGCUCACUCAAUUUAAUACUUUACAGUUCAUACCUGAGAACGAGAAGGGGAAGAAUGCCAAACUGAAGCAGCAGGUCAGUUCAGUAAAACAAGAAAAUGUGAGGCUACAGCAGCAGAUUGCAGGGAGCGAGGAGCAAAAUUAUGCCCCUCGGUUUGAGACGGCUCAUUUAAAGGAGGGCUCUGGGGAGGCAGUGGAGGCAGAUAUCACAAAGGAUGCAAAGAUGAUACAUUCUAAUUUGUUCCUGAAUUGCUCACCUUGUGAAGAAGAAAGCCUGAAUCCCCCAGAUGUGCAAAGAACCUCUCAGCUGGUCUCCAAACUUCACAGUCUUCUGGCUCUGGUCAUAGGACUUCUCACACGUCAGGACAUUACUACUACUGAUGCUGAAUAUUUCAAAGAUUGUGAGAAAAUCAGUGAUAUAAUGCUACAAAAACUGAAGCACUUCCAUCUUAAAAAGAAAAAUUUAGAUAAAAAGCUACUGAAACAUAAAGACAGAAUCACAGCUUUUAGAGAGUUGAUUACUAAUGAAAAAGCAUUUCAAGAUCGAGUUACUGAGGUUACAGGCUUUGAUUCAGAUGAAACCAAGAAUGUUGGAGAUGUACCUAUCUUACUGGGAGCCAAACGGAAUAAGUACCACAGUCUGAAUGAAGAGCUUGAUUGCUUGGUCUUUCAUAAUGUUAAAUUGGAGGAAGUUAUAAUUAUCACAAAAUUAGGAAAUCUUCUAGAGUCAAAAGAAGACCAUUGCAACAGACUCAUUGAAGAAAAUGACAAAUAUCAAAGAUACAUAGGCAACUUAAUAAAUAAGGUUACAUCAUAUGAAGAAAUUAUUGAAUGUGCUGACCAAAGGCUUGAGAUAUCCCACUCCCAUAUUGUACAUUUAGAAAAGAGAAAUAAACAUCUGGAAGAUUUAAUUAGGAGGCCCAGAGAGAAAGCAAGAAAAUCAAGACCAAGAAGAUUAGAAUAUCAUCCAAAGUCCUUGACCGUGCUGGCAACCAAACCAAGGAAGAUGAAACUCAACCACCCUUGUUCCUUGCCAUGUUCCUUAAUGAGAAAAAGGUUGAAACAAACAAAAAUAUUUAUUAAAAUAUAGUAUUGGUGUUAUCUGUGAAGUUUAUCCAUCUACAGGCUGUACUACUUUUCCAUAUGUAUAUAAGAAUUAGCUGUUUAUGCAGUAAGAAUUGUAUAUAUAAGAAUGCCAUAUGUAAUCAAGAAUCAGCUGUCCUGUCACUGAAUGCCUGUGUUUCCUAAAAACUUGAUACAUCUUUUUCCUUUCCUUUUUAGAUGCCAGAUAUUUUAGAAGGAAAUAGAAAUUAUUUAAAUUAAAUAUGAUUGAAGAUUAAACAUUAAUCAUUUUCAUCAACCAGUCCAGGAGCACAGUCAUUACUAAGUAUAGUAACCAGAUCAAUCAUACAAAUGAUACAUUAAAAUCUGUAUAAAAGAUGAAAUUAUACAUUCUAAAAAUUGUGAUUACUUUUCUUCUAAUUUAUUCCUGUGAACGACAAAACAUAUUUAACAUAAACAGAGGAACAAGUGGCUUCUUUUGCAAAUGUCUAUUUUCAUUCACACAAUAUCACUUCCAUAUUAUCAAGCCUUUAAUGACACAUAAAAACAAUAAUGUAUCUCAUUCCAACUUUUUGUUUCUGCCUGUAGGACAUUCUUUUUCUCUUCUGGCGGGCAAGCUCUUCCUACUACCAACCAAAUUUUAAGACACUAAUUCUGAAAUCCUUUGGAAUUAAAACACAGAUGAAAGGGGAGGACUGGUCCUUUGAGACCUAACUCGUAAUUUCUACUUUAACAUAGUUUUGAGGAAUUAGUUCUGAAUUUAAACAAAGGAACCAGAGACAGCUGAUUUUGUGAGAUAUAUCAGAAAAACAAAUGUGCCUACAUGCAUAUUAUCCUUUUGCUAAAUCCCAGAACCAGGAUGGAGGUGUAGCUGUUGAAUCAACUAUUGGAAGGGAGAAAUUAUUUUAGCUUGCUGAAAUUAGUUUUGCACUGAAAUUACUCAGGUAAGUACAAGAGAAGAAUAUAUGGAGAAUAUAUAUCUGCACUUGAAGGAAGUGCUGAAUAAAUAAAAGUUAUUAUUAUUGUUGUUAUUUUUGCUGAGGAAUUCUGUAAGACAGAUCUUAUGUGAAUUUUGAAACAGAAAUUUUAACUUCUCAAAUUCAAAAAGUUGCAAUACCAUUUAAGACAAAUGAUGAGAAAUGCACAGAAAAAUGCAGCUGUGACAGUGUUGUGUUUCAGAAAAUUAAGCAUUGAAAGUUUUGGAAAUGAUUCCAGUUUUAAAAAGAGAUAUUGUUUCCCUGGAGGAUCCCCUCCAGGGAAAAUUAAAAACGUGACAGGAGAAAGACAAAUAUUAACAUAAAGAUGGCUAAUGCAGUUCUGCAAUCUGUACACGAUUGUGAUGAAACUUUUGGAAAGGAGGGAUUAACAUAGGCUGUCUGCAAACAGGAGCGUGUGCCUAAGCACCACAUUUGCCAUGUAUGUUAUUAGACAUUUAUGAUAUUUUACCUGCAGGUUGUCUCAAAAUGAAUGUGCCUCCUUUGGUGCAUGACUGAAGGAUGCUGAGUCUAAGCCUGUACUUCUUUCAAUAAACAUUUAGUGACUUUCAA